Molecule: messenger RNA, 558 nt
Organism: Suillus plorans
Lineage: Eukaryota; Fungi; Basidiomycota; Agaricomycetes; Boletales; Suillaceae
Exons: 1
Coding region: 157-414 (85 amino acids)
Source: RefSeq, a predicted model, not a curated record
AUGUAUAUGAUCUCGGGAACAUAGCCUAUCGAAUUCUCCAUCCGAACAUCCGAAAUCACCGAAAAAUCGUUAAGAUAUGACCGACAAUCUGUCAACUACCGUCCAAUUGAGCGUUCGGCUGAAUCGGCUCAAUGAUUACAACAAAAAUUUACCUUGAUGAGCUUCUUCGAGGACAUUGGGCGCAACAACGCACAGUUGAGCCACCUCCGAAAGGCACUCGCACAACUUCCACAUAGUAUCCCCCUCGGAAACUCCAAAUAUAAUUUUGAGCACUAUGCUCCAGAUCCGGAGAGGGUCGAACUCUAUGGCAGUACCGAAGCCGCACUGAAUAAUGUGCUCGAGGUCACAUUUGCACCCAGAGGCCGGAAGGAUGAGUCGGCACCGUGUCCAUUCGAGUUUCAAGAUGUCCCGUAGACCAAAAGGCCUCCCUCAAAACCAACAGUUAAGUUUCGUGACCUGGAAAGUACUCUUUUCGAUGUCGAUGUCGAUAGCAAUGGUCAGAAAAGGAAACACGACAACUCCGAGUCGCAAGCAGAGGCUAACCCGGAGCCGCAGGAC